ACGAUUGAUCGUCCCCCCCAUUAUAGAAAGUACUAGCCUUUUUCAGUCUCAUCUCCUUCACUUUGCACUCAUCCCCCUUUGAGAAAAUCACAGCUUUUCUUCUUUUCUCUCUUCUUGGUUCAGGUCUCAGCUGGGUCUAGCCAUGGAGGCCAAACGUUUGAUCGGCUUCUACGCCGCGUUGGUGCUGUCUAGUUUGGUCGGGUGCGGAACGUUGGCUCGAGCCUCGUGCGACUUCCCGGCGAUAUUCAACUUCGGAGACUCGAACUCUGACACCGGCGGCCUCUCGGCGGUGUUCGGCCAGGCGCCGCCGCCUCACGGGGAGACUUACUUCCGCAGCCCCGCCGGGCGGUACGCCGACGGCCGCCUCGUGGUCGACUUCAUAGCUCAAAGCUUCGGAUUGCCCUAUCUUAGCGCGUACUUGGAUGCGGUCGGGUCGAACUUCAGUCAUGGAGCCAACUUCGCGACCGCCGGUUCGACCAUUAGGCCACAGAACACGACUCUCCAUCAGUCGGGGUUCAGUCCCAUCUCUCUGGACGUUCAGUUCAACGAGUUCUACGAGUUCCGCCGCCGAUCUCAAGUUGCCCGCGGCCGAGGUGGGGUCUAUGAGAAGCUGUUGCCCAAGGAAGAAGUUUUCUCUCGGGCGCUGUACACAUUCGACAUCGGCCAGAACGACCUCACGGCCGGUUAUUUCCUCAACAUGUCCACAAGCGAAGUAAAGGCAUACAUACCCGAUGUGCUUGGUCAAUUCAAGAACAUUGUCAAGUACCUCUAUGGCGAAGGAGGGAGGUACUUUUGGAUACACAACACGGGCCCGGUUGGUUGCCUCCCGUACGUGAUGGAGCGGAUCCCGAUCUUAGCGUCGCAAGUUGACCGAGCGGGCUGUGCAUCCCCAUUCAACGAAGUGGCACGAGUUUUCAACCACGGAUUGAAGAAAGUUGUGACCCAAUUGAGGAAGGAGCUGCCGUUAGCUGCCAUCACCUACGUGGACGUUUACGCGAUCAAAUACGCCCUGAGUAGCCAGCCCAAGAAGUACGGGUUCAAGCAUCCAUUGAGAACGUGUUGUGGCCACGGAGGGAAGUAUAACUACAACAUCCACAUGGGCUGCGGUGCGAAGAUCACGGUCGGCGGGAAGGAGGUGUUGGUGGGAAAAUCAUGUGAAGACCCAUCAGUUCAUGUGAACUGGGAUGGUGUCCAUUACACUGAAGCAGCCAACAAACAGAUCUUUGAUCACAUCGUGGGCGGUUCAUUUUCUGACCCGCCUGUUCCAUUGAACAAGGCUUGUCAUAGGAUUCCCUCUCAGUGAGUCACACUUUGAAUCGAGUUCACCUUGCUAGAUUCUUUUUUGUUUGCCCUUUGAUCCCAUGUCUUAGCUGCUCAAUUUGCAAAUUUGAAUGGGGAUCAGAUUUUGCUA
Syzygium oleosum is the source of this 1411-nucleotide messenger RNA. RefSeq names its product GDSL esterase/lipase At3g26430-like. Gene Ontology annotation, molecular function: hydrolase activity, acting on ester bonds. The transcript is spliced from 5 exons. Bases 143 to 1303 code for a protein of 386 amino acids. The record is from RefSeq and is a predicted model, not a curated record. NCBI's taxonomy places the organism in Eukaryota, Viridiplantae, Streptophyta, Magnoliopsida, Myrtales, Myrtaceae.